Molecule: messenger RNA, 591 nt
Organism: Elephantulus edwardii (Cape elephant shrew)
Lineage: Eukaryota; Metazoa; Chordata; Mammalia; Macroscelidea; Macroscelididae
Product: IQ domain-containing protein F1-like
Exons: 3
Coding region: 1-591 (196 amino acids)
Molecular function (GO): calmodulin binding
Source: RefSeq, a predicted model, not a curated record
AUGGGCAUUCACUUUUGUAAGGAAGGCCACUUAAUUCUGAUUGAAAUUGAGGGUGAAUCACAACCAUAUCCAGAACGAGCUAAGAAAAAAAACCCUGCAAGUCUACCUAAAAGGAUACCUGAAACUCAACCUUCAAAGUUGCCAUCCCAGAAGAAGCAAAAGAAACCGCCUAGCAACGAGGCAGAAACCAUAAAGAUUCAGGCCUGGUGGCGUGGCACCCUGGUGCGUAGGACUCUGCUACAUGCAGCCCUCCAAGCCUGGAUCAUUCAGAACUGGUGGCGGCAGACACUGGCCAGGCUGGUCACCAAGAGGCGUCGAGCGAAGCUGGAGGAGUUUGUCUGCAAAGAAUGGGCAGUGGUCAGGUUGCAGUCCUGGUUCCGCAUGUGGCUGGUCCGCCGGCGUUACUGCCGCCUGCUCAAUGCUGUCUGUUUCACCCAGGCUUGUUGGAGGGGUCGAAAUGCUCAGACCUUUGGCCCUUUGCACGGCAACUAUCAAUUUGCAGGAACCCAGCUGCGAUUUGAGAUUGAAAUCCUUCUGCCCUCCCUGGUUUGUCGAAUGGUCGGCGUCAUUCCUUUCCCAAUAAAGAACUGA